CUGCAGCUCACCUCUCCGCCCCCGGGGGACAGGCCGAACCGGCCUUCUCCCGGUCUCUAGUAGUUUCCCGCUGACGCAUGCCUGCGCGCACAGCUGGUCCGGCGCGUCCUCCGCAGCAGCCGCGAGCGGGGCUGCGGGUGCCAGACGGUUCCGGCGGGGACAGGGGCGGGGCGCCGCAGGAGGCCGGGGAUCUCGGCGGAGGAGCCCCAAGGAGGCCAGCCUGACUACUGACGAGUUGCCAUGGCAUCCUACUACGAGAUCCUAGACGUGCCGCGAAGUGCGUCCGCUGAUGACAUCAAGAAGGCGUAUCGGCGGAAGGCUCUCCAGUGGCACCCAGACAAGAACCCAGAUAAUAAAGAGUUUGCUGAGAAGAAGUUUAAGGAGGUGGCUGAGGCUUAUGAAGUGCUGUCUGACCAGCAUAAGCGGGAGAUCUACGACCGCUAUGGCCGGGAAGGGCUGACGGGGGCAGGCACUGGCCCAUCUCAGGCAGAAGCUGGUGGUGGUGGACCUGGCUUUACCUUCACCUUUCGCAGCCCUGAGGAGGUCUUCCAGGAGUUCUUUGGAAGUGGAGACCCUUUUGCAGAGCUCUUUGAUGACCUGGGCCCCUUCUCAGAGCUUCAGAACCGGGGUUCCCGACACUCGGGCCCCUUCUUUUCCUUCUCCUCCUCCUUCCCUGGGCACUCCGAUUUCUCCUCCUCAUCUUUCUCCUUCAGUCCUGGGGCUGGUGCUUUUCGUUCUGUUUCUACAUCUACCACCUUUGUCCAAGGGCACCGCAUCACAACACGCAGAAUCAUGGAGAAUGGACAGGAACGGGUUGAAGUGGAGGAGGACGGGCAGCUGAAGUCCAUCACAAUCAAUGGUGUCCCAGAUGACCUGGCGCUGGGCUUGGAAUUGAGCCGACGUGAGCAGCAACAGUCAGUGACUUCCAGGUCCGAGGGUACUCAGGCCCGACAGACCCCUGUCUCACGCCCCUUGGACAGCGAUCUCUCUGAGGAUGAAGACCUGCAGCUUGCCAUGGCCUACAGUCUGUCAGAGAUGGAGGCGGCUGGGAAGAAACCGGCAGGUGGGCGGGAGGCGCAGCGACGACAGCAGGGGCGGUCCAAGACUCAGCGCCAAGAUCCGGGCACGGGGGGAAACCAGCAGGGUGCAAGGGGUGAGGCAGCCAAACCCAGCCCAUCCCCAGAGGAGAAGGCCUCUCGCUGCCUCAUUCUCUGAACAGGAGUCCCAGCCUGACCCCGACGGGGUCUUGGCUGGGAGUCUGGCCACUGCCGGGAGAGCAGAGAGGAGUGUGACUGAGGUGCAGGAGUCCGUUUCUAACACUACGCUCCCUCCACAGGUUUCCCUCCCAGGCCCACCUGCACUCCAGUGUGGACUUGGGACUUGCUGUGCUCAGCCUAGGGCUGAUAGGUCCCUGGGUGAAGCCCAGGGUUGGGGGGCAUCAGGGCAGUGGAAGGGCCUGAGGAACCAGGAUGCACUUAUUGGAUGGGGAGUUCCCGAGGGGCAUUAGUGGUUUGAGUUGGGCCUUCUGUGCCCAGGUCCUUUGCCACCUGUGUUGCUGAUGGUGCCGAGGAAGGAGGACUUGGCCUGCAUGCUCUGAACCCAAGCUGGCAGCUACACUGAGAAGCAGUGUAGGCUGAGUGAUGUCUCCCACUCUCCGUGUCCAGCUGCAAACCCCUCUGCCCUGGCUUCUGUGCUGCGUUGAGUUCUGACUGUUACUUCCCUUCUGGUGCUGUUCCUCCUUCCUCCUACUCCUCUCUCAGCAAUUCCCUGUGGGCCACAUUGCUUGCAUUCACUGCUAUCUGGCUGGGACUCCCUUCUCCUUUCUUCCCCAAGAAGGCCUCAGUGUGGCAAGGAAGAUGCUGGGGCCGGUAGGGCCAUGAGGUCUUCUGGGGAGGCUAGCUGGGUGAGGCGGGGGCCUCUCAGCUGUCUAGAUUCAGAACCGGAGUCCACUCCUCCUCCCUUCCUCUUGCUGCCUCAGCCUGCCCCAGCCUCAGGACGAGGCAGAGGCAAGGCUGGCUAACUCUGAAGAGGUGGGAUAGGGCCAGGGUGACCCAGGAGGGAGGUCUAAGAGGGGACUGUACCCUGUACUCCUUCCCCACCAUGCAUCAGGACUCAGGGAGAGGCUACUCGGCCAGCCCAGGUCUGCAUGCUUGGCUUCAUCCUCCACAGCUUGCUGCUGACCCUCUCUCCUGUCACCCGCUCCCGCUCUCUCCCCAGAUGUGUUCUGAGCUGGAUGUCCGGGAUCCCGAGUUGCCGCACAGUUCCAACAGGACAGCGCCCUCCUCCAUGCGCUGGGAGGGGACUCUCUACUCCUCUCCCGCCCAUGCUAAGUGUAGAGCUGGGGCCUGGGUGGUGGGUGGGGCCCAGGUAGGAGGUGUCAGUAGUCUUAGCCUAUGCACUCUCUUCCUUGGGUGUUUGGUGUUGACUCUUGGGGACUACAAAUCCCAGAGUGCAAUGCACCCGACCUCGUUUCUGAUAGAUCACGCUUGGGGAAAGUGAUGCGUGGUUAUGGAGCUGUGCAUCUUGGGACAUGUAGUUCCAGCCCAGGUUGGCCUGCCACUCGCUGUGAGACAGGGAGAUCUUUUGGUUUAUCCCUGGAGGGUUGGCGAGGACAUGGAUGAAGGGGGAGUGAUCCGAGCCUUGGUUCCCCUGACAUGCCUUGCUAGCCCUAGGGUUAGAGUGGGCAAAGCAAAGCCCUGGAACAUCUGAGAGAGGCCCUUUUCCGGGGGUGGGGGGCAGCCUGGGGCCAAGGAACAAACCAGGCAGUUAGCUGGGCGUAGCACCAUAAAGCUGAUGGGUGUGGGCUGGUGGAUCUUGGAAGGGAAGGCCACCCUCGCCCUCGGGGGCUGUGUGUAUGUGGCCGGGACUGGCGUGUGAUGGGAGCUCCGGGCAUGCUGCUGCUUGUUUGGCUUUCUUUGGCCUCUGACCCUGCUGCCCAUUCUUUCUCUCCAACAUCACAGACAAGUCACUUCUCCUCCUCCCUGCCUGGGGAGCCCAGUGGCCAGAGAGGGGAGUGGUUGAGCCAGCCUGUGUAACACUGAGAUUCAGAGACCUAACAGAGUCAGCUGGGCUGAGCUCAGACUGAGAGGGAAACACUGGAAGACAAUAAAGCUGAGUUUUGAGAGCUCA
This is a messenger RNA of Carlito syrichta (Philippine tarsier), 3129 nucleotides long. It is a transcript of the gene DNAJB2, whose product is annotated as DnaJ heat shock protein family (Hsp40) member B2. NCBI's taxonomy places the organism in Eukaryota, Metazoa, Chordata, Mammalia, Primates, Tarsiidae. Gene Ontology annotation, biological process: positive regulation of proteasomal ubiquitin-dependent protein catabolic process; protein refolding. Bases 241 to 1215 code for a protein of 324 amino acids. The transcript is spliced from 9 exons. Gene Ontology annotation, cellular component: cytosol; endoplasmic reticulum membrane. The record is from RefSeq and is a predicted model, not a curated record. Gene Ontology annotation, molecular function: Hsp70 protein binding; ATPase activator activity.